Molecule: messenger RNA, 912 nt
Organism: Halteromyces radiatus
Lineage: Eukaryota; Fungi; Mucoromycota; Mucoromycetes; Mucorales; Cunninghamellaceae
Exons: 1
Coding region: 42-788 (248 amino acids)
Biological process (GO): canonical NF-kappaB signal transduction
Source: RefSeq, a predicted model, not a curated record
UUUUUUUAUCUCAGUCAUUUUUUUUUCUUUUUCCUUUUUUUAUGCCAAAACUAAAAUCUAAAAAGAAACAUUGUCAACAUUAUUCAUCACCUUAUGAUACAAAUAAUAUUCCUCACUAUAUAUCAAACCAUGCUUAUGCAAACUAUAUCAACCAAGGUAUGUACUGCAAACAACAUGCUGAAAAACUAGCUCAAAAAGAAGAAAGGGCGAAAAGAAGAAAAGAUAUGCAAGAAGCAUGGGAGAAACGAAAAGAAGAAAUGGAAGAAUCAAGUAGAAAAUUGGAAGCAUCAAUGAGAAAAUUGAAUGAAUCAAUGAGAAAAUUGGAAGAAUCAAUGAAAAAAUUGGAAGAAUCAAUCAAAAAAUUGAAACAGGUUUUGGAAAAGUUUUUGGAACAACUAAAAAGACAUAAACGUAUUCGACCAGAAUUAACACCACAAAAGUUGAGAAAAUAUCGGAAACAAUAUAUUUUACAAUGGGAUACAUUCAUACAACAACUCAACAAUAAUAAUACAAUGACAGACCUUCGUGAUAUUCCAUGGCCAACAUUAGGUUCUCCUAUUACAAGAGAUAAUGUCCGUAUCUUUUUGAUUCACCAUACCCCAAAACAAAUUCGACAAGAAAUAUUACGCUAUCAUCCUGACAAAUUUAUUCCAAGAAUAAAAUCUAUCUUCAAAGGUUCGAAAAAAGAUUUGGAUUGGAUACAAAAAAAGGAUAAUGAAGUCUCUUGUUGGUUAAAUGAACUUUGGACUGAACGAAAUGGAUCUCGACCGACCUUUGGAGGAUGUUAGUUAAGUUUUAGUUUUUAUCUUUAGUUUGUGUAUAAAUCUCCCUUGUAACAUCCAAAUAGGUUACAUACAUAUUGUAUAUAUCAUAUUUUUUUUUCUUUUUCGAAUUAAAAAAAAUAAAUAAUAC